AUGUCAGGGCUGGAGAAAUGGAUGUUCCUGGUUCUGUUUGCCACUGAGUUCAUUCUGGGGAUGCUGGGGAAUGGUUUCAUAGUAUUGGUCAAUGGCAGCAGCUGGUUCAAGAACAAGACAGUCUCUUUGUCUGACUUCAUCGUCACUAACCUGGCUCUCUCCAGGAUCGUUCUGCUGUGGAUUCUCUUGGUUGAUGGUGUUUUAAUGGUGUUCUCUUCCAAAAUACAUGAUGAAGGGUUAGUGAUGCAAAUUAUUGAUAUUUUCUGGACAUUUACAAACCACCUGAGCAUUUGGCUUGCCACCUGUCUCAGUGUCCUCUACUGCCUGAAAAUUGCCAGUUUCUCCCCUCCUACAUUCCUCUGGCUCAAGUGGAGAGUUUCCAGGGUGGUCGUACACAUGAUUUUGGGUGCCCUGUUCUUAUCGUGUGUCAGUGCCAUGUCUCUGAUCCAGGAACUUAAAUCUGUUCUCAGUGGGAUCAAAGGCACAGGGAAUGUGACCGAGCACUUUAGAAAGAAAAGAAAUGAAUACAAAGUGAUCCAUGUUCUUGGGACUCUUUGGAACCUCCCUUCCCUAAUUGUGUCUCUGGCCACCUACUUUCUGCUCAUCCUUUCCCUGGGGAGACACGUGCAGCAGCUGCAGCAAGGCGGCAUCAGCUGCAGAGAUCCAAGCACUGAGGCCCACCAGAGAGCCAUCAAAAUCAUAUCUUUCUUCUUUCUCUUCCUGCUUUACUUUCUGGCCUUUUUGAUUACAUCAUCCAGUUAUUUCAUACCAGAAUCUGAGAUGGUUAAUAUAAUCGGAGAAGUAGUUACAAUGUUUUAUACUGCUAGCCACUCAUUCAUUCUCAUUCUGGGGAACAACAGGCUGAAGCAGACGUUUGUGGAGAUGCUGUGGUGUGAGCCUGGCCAUUGGAAGCCUGGAUUCAAGGGACCUUUUGCCCCAUAG
This is a messenger RNA of Callorhinus ursinus (northern fur seal), 942 nucleotides long. Its product is annotated as taste receptor type 2 member 3-like. Gene Ontology annotation, cellular component: membrane. The record is from RefSeq and is a predicted model, not a curated record. Gene Ontology annotation, biological process: sensory perception of taste; G protein-coupled receptor signaling pathway; detection of chemical stimulus involved in sensory perception of bitter taste. Lineage: Eukaryota; Metazoa; Chordata; Mammalia; Carnivora; Otariidae. Gene Ontology annotation, molecular function: bitter taste receptor activity; G protein-coupled receptor activity.